UUAAAUGCCUUUAUACUAUAAACUUUGUUAUAGUUGGUUUAGUGAUGUAGCAACAGAGAUCAAAUCGCCAUUUCUUAUGCGUUGCUUGGUAAAGUUGCAUCAUAAAGCUAAAUGACGAACUGAGGGGCGGAGAACGACGGGUUUCCUCACACGACACCAGCGCACGGGCAGCGUCGUUUCCAUGACAACAGCGGCAAACAAUUCGCAAGGACCUUUACACAGUAAUUCUUUAAGAAGCAGCAGCUCUCCGAACCGGUGUGCAGUUCCGGGUGUACAAACACGGAUUCCGCUGGAGACGAGGUAGGUAGGCAGGCAGAGUGAUGUCGGAGGCAGAGGAUGACGAGUUCAUACUUGAGGAGUCUGAGUUCGAGGACGCUGAAAAGGAGGAGGAGCGAAAGGCCAUUUUAGAGCAAAAGAAGAAUGUGCCUUGUCCGCUUACUCAGGACAUGAUAACAGAAAGCCUGUCGCUCUUGUGUAAGACUGGAAAUGGUCUGGGUCACGCUUUUGUCAAGCUGGAUCUGAGAAACAGGAAUCUGACGGAGAUUGGUCUGCUCGGCAGCUUUGUCCACCUUCGAUUCCUUGACGUCUCCUCCAACCGCCUCACAGACCUCUCCUCAUUGGCGCCACUCACGCAGCUGCUCUGGCUAAAGGUGGAUAGGAACCUGGUGCAGAGUUUGAAAGACCAACCUGUGAGCCAGCUGGCCUAUCUACAGUGGCUUAGCCUGGCCCAGAACUGCAUCCAAAACACAGAGGGCCUUGGAGGACCUGCCCUGGAGAGUCUCACUCUCACUGGUAACAAAAUCCAGCGUGUAUCGGGACUGGACAGCAGCAGGUUGACCAGUCUGGUGGCCCUAGAACUGCGGGGAAAUCAGCUGGAAACCACACAUGGCAUCUACCUGCCAAACCUGCGCAGGCUCUAUCUGGGAAGAAAUAGGAUCAAGAGGCUGGACGGCCUGGAGUAUCUGGAGAGUCUAACAACUCUGCACCUGCGAGACAACCAGCUGGAGACCCUGGAUGGCAUAAAUUCUAACAUGAAGUCUUUGCAGUACCUGAAUGUGAGGAAUAACAAGGUGUUCUCCCCAGAUGCCCUAAGCAGCCUGGCGGCGGUGUCCACAACGUUGCAGGUGCUGAUCCUGACGGGGAAUCCGGUCACCGAGGGGGAGGACUACCGCAUUUCUGUCCUCAAACUCCUGCCACAGCUGGAGCGGUUGGACAAGCAGGCCAUCACAGAGGACGAGAAGGCAGAGGUUCAGGAGAGGCUCCUGGAAAUCGAAGGUGAUGACGGUGCGGACUAAAGUUAGUCCCGGAUUGGUGCCACGUUAUAACCCGCCACAUCACUUUCUCCAGUUUUCCUCCCAGAGCUGCACCCUCACCUGGAAACAUUUGCAGGCUUCUUGAUCACAUUUAUGAUAUUUAUUCCAAUAAAGAAUUUGUGGAGAGCUUGUGUUUUGAUAUCACGAAGGUUAAUCUGCUGUAUGAAUCUGAAAGCACGCAACGUGUUUGUACAGUUAAGGCUAUUUAGUU
Molecule: messenger RNA, 1524 nt
Organism: Scleropages formosus (Asian bonytongue)
Lineage: Eukaryota; Metazoa; Chordata; Actinopteri; Osteoglossiformes; Osteoglossidae
Gene: lrrc23
Product: leucine rich repeat containing 23
Exons: 8
Coding region: 321-1295 (324 amino acids)
Molecular function (GO): protein binding
Source: RefSeq, a predicted model, not a curated record